This is a messenger RNA of Cuculus canorus (common cuckoo), 16212 nucleotides long. RefSeq names its product argonaute RISC catalytic component 2 (gene AGO2). The record is from RefSeq and is a predicted model, not a curated record. Gene Ontology annotation, biological process: regulatory ncRNA-mediated gene silencing; regulation of DNA-templated transcription. The transcript has 19 exons. Lineage: Eukaryota; Metazoa; Chordata; Aves; Cuculiformes; Cuculidae. Gene Ontology annotation, cellular component: RISC complex. Gene Ontology annotation, molecular function: RNA binding; protein binding; endoribonuclease activity, cleaving siRNA-paired mRNA. The coding region runs from base 71 to 2665 and encodes 864 amino acids.
UCCUCCUCCUCGCUUCCCUCCUCCCCUCGAGCUGGAGCGAGGCGCCGCCUCCGCCGCCGCACUGGCAGACAUGUACCCGGGAGCCAGCUCCGCCGGACCCGUGCUUGCACCUCCUCCACCAUUGCCACCACCAGUACAGGGAUAUGCCUUUAAACCCCCUCCUCGGCCGGAUUUUGGCACUUCUGGGAGAACAAUCAAACUGCAGGCCAACUUCUUUGAAAUGGACAUUCCUAAAAUUGAUAUCUACCAUUAUGAAUUGGAUAUAAAGCCAGAAAAAUGCCCUAGAAGAGUUAACAGAGAAAUAGUGGAGCAUAUGGUUCAGCACUUUAAAACCCAGAUUUUUGGGGAUCGCAAGCCAGUGUUUGAUGGAAGAAAAAACCUUUAUACAGCUAUGCCACUUCCCAUUGGGAGAGAUAAACAGGUGGAACUGGAGGUCACGCUGCCAGGAGAAGGAAAGGACAGAAUAUUUAAGGUGGCUAUAAAGUGGAUGUCCUGUGUGAGUUUGCAGGCAUUACAUGAUGCUCUUUCUGGUCGGCUGCCAAGUGUUCCGUUUGAAACCAUCCAGGCACUGGAUGUAGUGAUGAGGCACUUGCCUUCCAUGAGAUAUACUCCUGUGGGGCGAUCUUUUUUUACAGCAUCAGAAGGGUGCUCAAAUCCAUUGGGUGGUGGCAGAGAAGUUUGGUUUGGCUUCCAUCAGUCAGUCAGACCGUCAUUAUGGAAAAUGAUGUUAAAUAUUGAUGUGUCUGCAACUGCAUUUUACAAAGCACAGCCAGUUAUCGAGUUUGUAUGUGAAGUUUUGGACUUCAAAAGUAUUGAAGAACAACAAAAACCUCUGACAGAUUCCCAAAGGGUAAAGUUUACCAAAGAAAUAAAAGGUCUGAAGGUGGAGAUAACACACUGUGGACAGAUGAAAAGAAAGUACAGAGUGUGCAAUGUCACCAGACGACCAGCAAGUCACCAAACAUUCCCCCUUCAGCAGGAGAAUGGACAAACAGUUGAAUGCACUGUAGCUCAGUAUUUUAAGGACAGGCACAAAUUAGUUUUACGCUAUCCUCACCUUCCAUGUUUACAAGUUGGACAGGAGCAGAAACACACGUACCUUCCUCUUGAGGUGUGCAACAUAGUGGCAGGACAAAGAUGCAUAAAGAAACUCACAGACAAUCAGACUUCCACUAUGAUUCGAGCGACUGCCAGAUCAGCACCUGACCGUCAAGAAGAGAUUAGCAAAUUGAUGCGGAGUGCGAGUUUUAAUACCGAUCCCUAUGUUCGUGAAUUUGGAAUAAUGGUCAAAGAUGAAAUGACAGAUGUGACCGGUAGAGUCCUACAACCUCCUUCAAUCCUCUAUGGAGGCAGGAAUAAAGCAAUCGCAACACCAGUUCAAGGAGUCUGGGACAUGAGGAAUAAACAGUUUCACACUGGAAUUGAAAUAAAGGUUUGGGCGAUUGCGUGCUUUGCUCCCCAGCGCCAAUGCACUGAAGUUCAUCUUAAGUCCUUUACAGAACAACUGAGGAAGAUUUCCAGAGAUGCAGGAAUGCCAAUCCAGGGGCAGCCGUGUUUCUGUAAAUACGCGCAGGGAGCUGACAGUGUGGAGCCCAUGUUCAGACACCUCAAGAACACUUACACAGGGCUGCAGCUUGUGGUUGUAAUUCUGCCAGGAAAAACACCAGUCUAUGCGGAGGUGAAGCGUGUUGGUGAUACUGUGCUGGGAAUGGCUACGCAAUGCGUUCAGAUGAAAAACGUGCAAAGAACAACACCACAAACUCUAUCUAACCUUUGCUUAAAAAUAAAUGUCAAAUUAGGAGGUGUAAAUAACAUUUUACUGCCACAGGGCAGACCGCCAGUAUUUCAACAGCCUGUCAUAUUCCUUGGUGCAGAUGUAACUCAUCCACCAGCUGGAGAUGGAAAAAAGCCUUCCAUCGCUGCCGUUGUAGGCAGCAUGGAUGCUCAUCCCAAUCGAUACUGUGCCACGGUUCGGGUCCAGCAGCACCGCCAAGAAAUCAUCCAGGAUUUGGCUGCCAUGGUCAGGGAGUUGCUUAUUCAGUUCUACAAAUCAACCAGAUUUAAACCGACUCGAAUAAUCUUCUACAGAGAUGGUGUUUCGGAGGGGCAGUUUCAACAGGUUCUCCAUCAUGAAUUGCUGGCUAUCAGAGAAGCAUGCAUUAAAUUAGAAAAAGAUUACCAGCCUGGAAUCACGUUUAUUGUUGUGCAGAAAAGGCAUCACACCAGACUCUUCUGUACAGACAAAAAUGAACGGGUUGGAAAAAGUGGGAACAUUCCAGCUGGUACCACAGUGGACACAAAAAUCACCCAUCCAUCAGAGUUUGACUUCUACCUGUGUAGUCACGCUGGUAUUCAGGGAACAAGCAGACCUUCUCAUUACCAUGUCCUCUGGGAUGACAAUCGUUUCUCUUCAGAUGAGCUGCAGAUUCUUACCUACCAGCUGUGUCAUACGUAUGUACGCUGUACUCGUUCUGUUUCCAUCCCUGCACCAGCAUAUUACGCACACCUGGUUGCCUUCAGAGCCAGGUAUCAUCUGGUGGAUAAAGAACACGACAGUGCUGAAGGAAGCCACGCUUCUGGGCAGAGUAAUGGCAGAGAUCACCAAGCACUUGCUAAAGCAGUUCAAGUUCAUCAGGACACGUUGCGCACUAUGUACUUUGCUUGACAUGUUGUAAUGUUUAGCGACUCAGUACAAUAGAGUUGGAUUUACACGAGACCAGCUGCACUUAGACCAACCGUUGCCCACGUUCCAGUGACAGCCAGCAAUGAGUGAUGCAUCUUAAUUUCUUUUCCCAUUAGCAAGAAAGCCUUCCGUCCAGAAUUUCAGACUUGAUUAUGAACUGCAUUCUUGUACCAGACCCCACUAUUGUUGGAAAUGUGGUUUGCCAAAAAAAAAUCUCUAAGCUGCUUGGUAUAAAACAGACCCAUAUUUUAUAAUGAAAUCAAGAGCUAUGAUCUCAGGGCUUAGGGGGAAAAGAAAAAAAAUAACCACCCAAUCCACAAAACUCCUCAUUCAGUUUGCUAUUCAUUGAAUUGCUUUUAAUAAUUUGGAAAAAAAUAAUUCAUACUAAAGUUUGAUGGGCUCAAAUGCUAUGAAUUAGCUGUUAAUACCAAGGAAAGCAAAGCAUUUUUGGCUACUUACAAAUCCUUGAUUAUUCUGGAUGCAUUUACAAAACUUUUAUUUUCAAAAGAGAGUGACAAGGUUCUGGUUUUCAGCUCUCUUAUAAAGAUUCUCCUCUGUGUGUCUAAGGGCAAAUGUAUUUUCUGAAGCUUGUUCUUGAAUGUUUUUUAUUGUGCUGCAUUUGAAAAUCUUUUUCAUAGACUAACGAAGAAUUUUAAAACAGAAUGAACCUCGUACCUACGCUUUUAAUAGGUCCAGUUAGAUUGGCAAAAGAAAAUGUGCCAUUUAAACAAAAAAAGAUUUGUAAAGAGUGUUUUUUAAAUCAUACUGACAGCUAACUUUAGAAUUUGUCAUACAGGACUGUGACACUUCCUUUCCAAAGUUUCUAAAGAAUACGGGUCUGUGGUGAUAAAUACAGUACAAUCCUUUUUCACUGUUGUUUGAGUUAAUGUAAAUUUUAUAUAUGUUUCACAGUAUUAAUGUGAUAGAGUAGAUGCUAUUAUUUAUUUUUAUUUACUAAGGAGUGCUCAUUAUACUUCUGUUAACAUAUCGAGAAUGCUUUGGAUUUAGAAAUUAAAACCUUAUUGCGGGGACAUUACUAUUCAAAAAUAUGCAAUCGACUUUGACGUGAGAGUUCAGAGAUCAACACAGUGUCUAUUGUGUAGCUUGUAAUCAGUAGAAAGGCUCUUUAAGCGUGCACACAACAUAGCAGGUUUUACAUGUGCCGUUCAGAGACGCACACGAGACCAACAUUCUACAUUCAUUCAAGCACAAAACAAUUGUAUUUUAUUUAUAUGUUGAAUAUUGGUGAAACAGGAGCUCUAGUAGCGGAGAGUGGCUCACUGUAAUUUAGACAAAAGUCAGAGAAUCUAUGCAGUAAAGAUAAAUCUUAAGAAACCGAAGUUUACUUAUGAAGGGAGGUGAAACUCUCUUCAUUAUGCAUGAGGUAAAUAGUAAAUGUGAGAGUUUUGCCGUUUUCUUAGGAGAAGCAUUAAUUAAAACUGAUAAUUAUUAGACGAACGCUUCUGUUAGUUUGCACACUGGGUUCAUACAAAAACCAUAAUACAUAUGUAAACCAUUGCACUAAUUACGAUGCCACAAGCAGGUUUAGAAGAAAAUGGAAAAAGCCCAGGAAGCUUCUUUAUGCUGACUUGAUGUUUAUUUUUCAUAGGAUAACUGAAACAACAUGCCGAGAGGCAGGGUUUUACAACUUCGUUCUCUUCCACUGGUUCAUUUUGCUCCAUCUUUUCCCUUCUCUCUCAGCAGAUGCUCAGUUGCUGUUUUGAGUACAUUUACCUCUAGCCACUGAGACGGGCGAGUAGCUUUAACUGAUACCAAGCUCUGUGCCAUAUAGCGGAUAGAAUAUAACCGGUUGCUGUUGAAUAAGCUAGAAAAUGCCCAACCUUUGCUGCAUAAAAAGUUUAAGGUACAUAACUGUGCAAGUUCAAAUCUUCACCUUGUAGCAGCGUGUUGGUUGUCAGUGUUGUGUAGGUGAAAUAACAAUGUUAAAUCUAUUAAUAGAUUAAUUGUAUUAUUCUAAUUCAGUGAUGAGGCUGCUGGGUCAGGUUUUCUUCUCGGUCAUAGUUAUGUAUUUAAAUUAUGCUGGUGUAACAGAAAGCAAAUUCCAGGUCGCAUAGUCUGUCUAUGUUCCAGCCAGGUCGUACAUACCUCCCUACAGUACCGCCAAACUGCCACACCUCGCCGUGCUGGGGAUGCUGCACUUCUCUGUGUGUUUGCUUGAGAGGUUUCUGAUUUCAGUGAAGAUUUUAAUUCGGCGGAGUUUUAUAUCAGAAUUAUUUUUAUAUAUGGAUUAUUCUUAACAAGUAGGAAAAAGAUCAAUCAUUUUCAGUCGUCAUUUAGUUUAUUUGCUCUUUGUUAUGCAGAGACUUCUUGGAUGUGAAAUUCAUCUUUCUCUCUCCUUACUGCACAGAUCUGGACUUUAUACAGGUGGUCAGAUGGGGAUAAGAGGGCAAAAUCUGUCUUGACCUCAACUCUUAUUUCUGAAGCAGACUGGGGCUUCCCUGCAUCCUCGUUGGGAUGUAAUCUUUGGGCUGGCAUGGUUGUUGCAGCUUCUUUCUGUGAUAAAAGGGAGUAUUAGGCAGACACUUAAACAGAGAGUGGUUGUUGCCUGUGUAUCCUCUGGGAAUGAACAGCAAUUUUAUGUAGCUUCCCUUCCCUGAGUAUGAAGAACUUGGGAUGUGUGUUUCAGGCUAGGGACAUUUUUACCUCUUACAGAUCUUUUUAAGCCUCUAAUACUGCUAAAUCUUUACAGCUUGAUUUCUCCCUCAUUUCCCCUCCCCUCUGACCCCACAAGUGGUGAAAUAGUGAAUAAUUUAAAGCAUUUUUAUAAAAAAUAUUGACUAAAUAUGUACUUUGAAGAGUACAGCAUGCUUUAAGUCCAGCAGCUUGCCCUUCUGGGAAUAUUUUUAAUAUAAAUUACUUAUUCCAAAUGUCUCCUGUCAAAAAAAAUCCACCAUAGACACCUAAACCCAUAUUCUUGUUGUAUUUUCUUACCUCCCACGUGUCUUGUAAGAACAGCAAUAUCUCAGGUAAACACAAAACUCAAGAUGUCUCUAUCUCACCCACAUUCUUGCUGUUGCUGUCACAGCUGAGGCUGACAGCUAUAACCACUAAGUCACUGUGCAGCUGAGGCCAGCGAUAACCAAAUGUACAUUACCCUCUGGCAGCUGGGUUUAUUUUUUUCAGGCUCAACAAAGGAGUUGCCUGACUCCUGUUGCAAAAGAGCACUGAGCUGGACCUCAUCCCUUGCAUUCCUCUCGCUCUCCCUGAUGCUCCUGGCAAUGACUUUGUGCUUGAAUUCAGCCGUUGGUGCAGACGGUCCUGUCCUGGUGCUUAGUCUGAAAACUGGUAGAAAUUGCAUCCUGGAGACAGAAAUCUCUUGUUGCAGGUGUGAGCGCUGUGAUGGUCAGUCUGACCACUGCCAGUACUGCAGUAUUUCUUGUGUUUUAAAGGAGUGUGUUUGCGAGAACAAAGAUUAGUGAGUUGCCUGCUAUGGAUUAGCCUUCUCCUGAGUUUUUUAAUGAAAAUGGUAACACUAUUGAAAUAAAACCUCUCGAAGAUUGAAACAGGUUGUAGAAUCUCUGUCUUUGGAGAAGCUCAGGCUUAGCUGCACAGGUCUCCAUGCAGUCUUGGCUCACUGGACCUGCUUUGGACAGGGGGCUGGACUGUAGUGCUCCAGAGGGUCCUUCUGAAGCAUGUGGCUCUGUAGCAGCACCCCAAAACCAAACAGCAAAGUGCUCCUGUUGGGAGGUGAAAAGUAGUAUCAACAAAGAUAAAAUACUUCAAAGUGGUCUUAUUUUUUAUUAUGUCAGAGGUAACCCAAUGAUUAGGUUUCCUUAGCUUUGGAAAUUUCUGCUCCAGUGGCUGAGUAUUAUAACAUGCCUACUCCACUUCUUUUAGCACUCAGAGUUGAGUCAGUCCUUAAGAUACAGUGUUGGAAGUAGGCAGAUUUGGCCUUGGAUGAAUUUGGCAUUCAAGAUAGCCCAGUGCAAUCCUGGCAGUGUCGAUGCACUGAUGUACAGAGUGAGAGUUAGAUCUCUGUGUUUGGAUUUGAGUUUGGGUUUGAAGAUUUCAGCAACCAAACCUGGCUUGCUCAAUAACGAUCAAUGAUCUUGGAUGUUACAGAAGAUUUGGUAUAAGAAUUUCCUUGUUUCUAGAUCUGUCUGGUGUUGGGCGUGUUGUCAGGGAAAGGUGGUUUAUCUUAUUCUGUCAGAGCCAGCAUGGAAAACUUACAGGAAACCUUUGUGCUUUGAACAAUAAAUCCAUAUUAAAUAUUUUUGAUCUUCAUCCAGGCCUCCAGGGAAUGUUCCCUGACUGUAAGAGCAAAAAAGUUGUGAAGGUUUAGUUUCAAUUCUGGCUGUCCCUAACUCCUGCAGCCAUUGUUCAUGUUAAACAUAAGUUGUUUUCAGACAUUAGGGGAUCAUUUUUAUAAGUAAGAUGAGAGUGAAUAUUUCUAGAAGGAUUUUAAGUUGAAACUUUUGACAGAUAAGUGUGAGGGUUCAGGCUUUUGUGUGCCCAGGUUACUUCUUGAAAAGAUUGAAGUUUCUUAUCAAGUUAAGGUGCUUCCAAAGCUUUUAUUUGAAGGUUAGUGUGGGCGUGCACCGAGGCUUUCUGUUAAAUAGAAAACUGUGAUCGGGAGGGCUUUGCACGUUGCUGCCAAUGCUGGUUCCUGUACUGCAGCAGUAAGUCCUCACGCAUGGUGGCAUCUCGCUUGUAGAAAGCCCAGUCUUUCUCAUGCCAGUGAACCUCUAAAACUUAACUGAGCAAGGAUAGGAGGGAAUCUGCAUCAGCAGCCUCCCAGGCAAGUUUAGUGGGUUAAUUGCUCUUCAGUGUACAUGCAGAUUGCUUCUAAUCAAGGAAGCACCUUGAUAUUUUGAGGUGAGAACAGGCUGGUUCUACAAGUCAGGAUUAUCCAAAACUACAAGAACUAGAAAUGCAGGACUGGGACUGUUGUGAGAUAUAGAUGGACAUACUUGCCAUUUGAUGUAAUCAUCUCUGGUGGCAGAGACAACCCAUAAGGGACUUUUUUUUUCCUAAGAGAUAUUUUACACAUUAGAUGAAUGUAAAAAAAGUUCUCACUAUUUUUCACACUUGAUACCAGUGUGAUAAAAUCACAUUUUUUCCUGUUUUUUAAUACAUUUCUCCUACAGUCACAUCUCUUUUUGUGUGUUUGUCCUCCCAGUGUGGCUUCCUUGAUUUCUAAUGCAGCCCAGUAUGUUAUUUUUUACUUUUAUAUUACAUUUGGUAAUGUGCUUCUUGAUGCAUUCAUGCCGUCUUUUCUAAGGAGAACUUCAAGCAGAAGGUAGUUGCACUGAAGGUUUUUUAACCUCCCUUUUUACUGUAAAAAUUCUUUUUUUGCAUCUGCUGUAGCUGUUUGAAAAUACUGUAAAUAGCGCUAGGUAUAGCAAAUCCUGAAAUGCUGUGGAUGCCGUUCCUCGUUCUUUUAUUUUUCGGAAUACUGGCAUAUUUUACAGUAUUGAGAGACGAGCUUUUGGUUUUAAAUGUUGUUAUACUUUCUGUUUGCAUUCUGGUAUGAAUCCAAGGGCACGGCUGCUUUAUUACAGUGGAGAGAUUUAGAGUUUGUCUGUAUUUAUCACAUAUUUCUUACUCCUCUAUGCACGUUCCUCCCACACUGUAAAGAUACAAAGGCAGUUUUUAAGCUACCGAUGUGUUUGUUGCCUGCACAACCCUCAAAUGCCAGUCUUUGAUAUCUGUUAGGCGACUCAUAGGAUUAACAUAAUAACCAAACUAUAACUGUCGCUGUUGCAUUUUCCUUGCUUCUUUCAGCAUCCAAUUUUUGUUCUAUGGAGAAGAACCAGUCUGUGUGGCAGAAUUAGUGGAAUAAUAAGAGAUUUGGGAUUCAAGUUACAGUGUCUUGCUCGCUGUCUCUCUGUAGGUGUGGGAUUGUUGAGUGCAGCAGAUGUUUUCGUGCUCAGAACUAAGAGAUAGCCUUGCCUCUCUGAUUGUCCACGUGAAAAAGCCGUCAGUCUCCUAUCCAUCAGUAACUGCCUUUUGCUUGUGUAAACCUUGAGGAUAGGAGAGACCGAGACUCCAGCCCCGUCGCUUAGCGUUAAAAUGUCAAACAGCAAGUUUUGCCUCCUGUUUCUGAGGGUUAAUGACUGGAAAGAUGCGUUCCUCCGAGAUGCUUUUAAUCCAAAGUGUGUGGAGAUAUUUGUAUGUGUAUGCUUGGUGUGGCACAUAAUCCAGUUUAUCUCAUUCAGUGUUUCAGUUGCUUUUUCUCUGUUGUUUCUUUCUUUGAAGUGUCAAUAUGAAUGUAAUGGCUUGGCCAAAUCACUACAAAAGGUGAUUUUUUUUAAGACUCUUCAGCAAGCAGAUGCAGUUAAAGGCUACCUCCUCUAUUCCUCCGCAGAUUAAGUAAGUUUUAAAGUGAAUCUACUACUAAGCAGCCAAAAUCCUCCCAAAGGAAGUGUAUUUUUACUGUGCUGUUUCUUGCUGGAGAGCUAGCGGUGCCAUACUGUGAUCUUGGACGGCUGCUUGUUGCUCCUUCUGUCUUCCUGAGGCGUAGAUGUGGCUUGUGUUGAUGUGAGGCAUCCAGAAGGUAUCAGAAGUGGCGAGGCAGAUCGCACGUCUGGCACGUUUGCUUCUGUUCGAUAGCAGCAACUCCCUCUGUAACCCAGCCCUUCACUCGCUGAGUUUGUAUACUGUUGUUUCCAACGAAAAGUGUUUUCCUACCUUUAACUAUUGUCCAAAAACUGUCAGGCUUUCCCAGAAAAUGACAUGAAGGUGCUUGAAAUAUAUUUGAAUUUGAGGCAAAAAUUAUAUAUUGCAAUAUUUUUUUAGCUUACUUUUUAGUUAAGUUGACAGAAGACUGUAACAGUGACAAUGCUAAAUUUCCUGCUCAGAUGAUCAUAGUCUUGAAAUUGGGGAGAAAAAACAAACCAAAACCCAACCCCAACCUUGAGUAUAUUCAUACUGUGAGCGCUUAGUGUCAGUUAUGUGCAGCACCUUGGCUGUAACUCAACCUUUAAAUAAGUGCACGCGGACUAAAGGUGCUUUAAAUGACCCGAAAUGAAACUGUAGAAAGCCGUGUUAAUGCAUUGUGUUUUGUUUACAAUGAAUCCAACCAAGCUUCCUCAUUUUAGAAUUAACCACUCUGCUGACAGAAUUCCUGCCUGUUCGAGCACAGCUGGUGCGUGGUUUCAUAGCAGUGUUACGGCGGGGGUUAGUAUUUAAAAGUAACUGGCUUUAUGCUACAGGCAUUGACAUCUCAGAAGCAAGUUUGCUGGUGUUUUAUGCUACCUGCAAUUUCAUUGUCUUAAUCUUUGGGCAUGGACACUUAACGAAGCUGACUGAUGGCAGGGAAGAUUGCUGAAGUUGUGACUUUCUGGAAGCCAGUUCCUGUUGGGCAGUGGGGAGUGACUGAAUAAAUAAGCUCGCUCAUAACUGAGUGGGGUAAAAUCCCCCAAAUUUUAUUCAGUCCUCAGUUAUAAUUUAACAAAACUUCCCCCAAAAGCAUGAAGUACAGGGCUUUGCUCUAGAGCCAAUAGCUGCUUUGCAGAAAAUGUUUCACUACAUCUGGUGACAGGGAUCUGUAGACACUAUCGAUGUUGCUGUGACCUGGAAGUGUGGAACAGAAGUGGUUCUGUGUGAGCGUGUCCUUAUAAAGCAGCAAGGGUAAUAUUGUGUGUGUUCCAGACUAGGUCUGCAAACCUAAGGGAGCAUCAGGAAGUUUAAGUGAGGAAAGAGCCCUGUGCUAGGUGCUUGUCAUGCCUGUAUGGAAGAGAAAUGCCAUCUGCACUGUGCCGGCUGCCCUGUCCCUCAGGGAAAUGAGAUAAGGAGGCAAGAUGGCGCAUUUUCUUGCCAAACUGCUAAUUAAGCACUCCUUAAGGUGACAGUUAAGUAAUACUCUUGGUUUUCCUUCUGGCUUGCCUUCUAGGGGCCCCUGCCUGCAGCCCCACUCCAUACGCCUCUGUCAGCCCCUUCCCCGAAGGUGGAAGGUCCACCUUUGGUGGCAAGGUCCCUGCAGUUGACUUCUGGUUUUAGCCCUCCGUAUCAGAGGGCUUUGAAUGUGGUUGGAGCCAGGACAGGGAUUACAGAUAGGACUAACCUGCUGAAUUUGGAGGUGUGAGAGGUUGGUGUGAGCGAGCUGAGGUCUUGGGAGUUGUACGUGUGUCGGUGCUAGGAAGGGGGACCCACAGCACAGGAUGAAAGCUUGUGACUCCCUUCCUCCCAUCUAAACGUCCUCAGAACAGGAAUGGCUUUGAAUUUGUCCAUGUGCUCCCUCAACAGAUGCAUCUCAAAACCCUGUGGCCGCUUUUCAACCAGCCAACCUACCUAUUUUAUUUUGAAGAGCCUCGUAUUUCCAUUACCAGUCUGUAUUAAAGGGCAUAUUCACUUCCACGUGGUUCUUAACAAUGCACAGGUUUUAGCUGUAUUUUUCCCCCACAUACUGGAUGUGCUGUUGUACCAAGCUGCUUUAGUUUUGUUAUUUCCCCACACACACACUUAUACAUAACUGAAUUACCUGCUGGAAAAACUGCUAUCUAAAGCCCAGCAGAGAUUAGAGAUAGGACUAACCUGCGAGCAAGCCUAGGAGUUGUCCCUGAAAUAUGCAUUUAAACUUUCCUGGCUGUUUGAUGGUGUUUUGAGUGUGCUCGGCAAGCAUGAAUUGUGGAAAGGUCAGCAAGCAAGUUUGGGAGUUUCCAAUCCCCUGGCUGGUGCUCUUUGUGUUGGCUUUGUUAGAUUUCCUGUCAGAAAAAAACCCACAUUUACUGUGGACUCCAUUUGGUAUUUAUCAACUUUUCCUGUUUUUAAAUCCACGAACAGAGGAAGCUUCACUUGUGCCAGUGUACAUAAAAUUGCACAUUUUUGCUUGCCGUGUUCUUGACUCAGUGCAGAUCUGGUCUGUGCUUGAUGGGCACCCCAAAAUCUCAACUGUUGGUCAUGUGUUGUGCGUAGGAUCAAACCUGUCGUGUGUCAACAUAACACACACACAGAGUUGUUUCUAGAUUUCACCAAAUUUUAUUCUGCAUCAACUGUGAGAUGCUCAGACCCUACAGUUUCUGUGCUAUAAAAUAAUAAGGUGUAUCAACCUUAAUCUUGUUGUUCCUGAUGUGUUUUCUCGGGGAACUUAACAAGACCAAGCCCUUAAAUUGCUCAUCUCAUUUACAAGUGAUGACUUUCUCAUUUCAUUUUAAAGUGAGUGAUGUGUCUCUAAUCUCCUGACCUACUUGAAUCUUCAGCUGACUUUCAGUUUUCCAGCAGUGUUGAAUCCCCAGAACGUCUCCCACCAAGAGAUCGUUACAUUUUUCAAGUUCUUUAUUACCAGGGUUUAGGCAGCAGGAAUAAUUCGAGUGGGGAAGGGUUAGAUAUUAUGUGCUUUUCCUUAAUGAAGUUUACUUAAGGAAUAAUUACAAUUUGGCAAAGCGAGUUAGGGAAGAGAAAAACCCCAACAAAACCCUACUAGAACAAAAAAAAAUCAUUGAGGAGUAAGUUUCAGAGUUAUGUAUCUUGGAAAAUCAUAUUUUAGGUGCAGUGAGGAAGCUUAGCUGGCAGUUAUGUGCUGUCCUGAAGCAUGUAGACAUCUGUUUUCUGUAAUUUGUUGAUUCAGCUUAGUAGAUUUUGCAUAUGUGUGUAUGUAUACACAUACAUAUGUUAGUGAAAGGAAAGUGGGACUGUUCAUAGAAAGGCAGUAUUUUGCAGGAAAUAAAAUAAGCACAAUUUCACCAGCUUCCACAGGACUUCAUUUGUACAAUCACAAAAAUCGCAAAGGUCUACAUAAGUAAAAAUCUUUUAACUUUACAUAAGUAAAGAUCCAGUCCCAGGUUUCUGUGCAGCAAAGUGGUUAACCUGAUCCUGGGAGGGUGAGAUGGAAAAGAGAAUGUAUUGAUUAAAUCCAUAGGGGUUGUGUUUUCCCUUAGUUUUGGUCCAUUGUGGAUUUAACUGACAGCUGUUAAAGUUUUAAUCUUCUGUUCUGUAGUUUUCAAAUUUUUUUAUUAUUAUUUUUAUAAAAUAACUGAAAAAUGAACCAAAAAUCAAUUCAGAGAUUUCCUAUUGUAAAUAUUCGCUUGAAUCAAAAUGUUUUAAUGACCAUUUAAAGUUUGCUAUUUUUUGAAGGAAAAAGAAAAGCUAUGAUGUUAAGGGCCUCGUUUCCAGUGGUACUAAACGUGUGCUGGCUCGUUUGUAUGUGUUGCAUCUCUAUUAACAUGUCUUGUGCUCACAGUAUGUAACUGCUAGCACUUGUUAUGUGAAAAGCAGACACAGGACUACCCUCAGCUGACUAUGAAACGCAUCGGCAGCAUUGUAGAAUUGUCUACACCGGUCAUCAGUGUGGCUUUAUGCUACUCAGAUGACGAGGUUCCAUGUAGGUGCGUGUAAUUUAAAUACACGGUGUUUAUCUUGCUAGUGUAGUUUACGAUUUGCGUGAUGCUGGGUGGCCACGCCACUUCAAUCCAAGCCUUAACAAACAGAUAAAUUUGUCAGAGUAUGCAAAAAUACUGUGUAGUGUGAGCAGGAGGCUCCCAGAAAGCUGGAACAGCAGCAGAAGCCUCCUCACCUGAGAAUGGAAGGUGGGACUUGCAGAUCUCUACACUGUGACCGCGUUAGGCACUGGCUGUCACUGUUGCUCUGCAGAACCCUGGCUCUCUGGCGUUUCUCCGGCAGUCUGCCAACAACCGGCUUUCCCAAAUCUCAGCUUCGUUGUUGUCAUUGUUGUUGAACAUAUUGUCCUCCCUCCCCCUGCUAGGAAAUAUCUGCCUGAAGGAGGAUUGUGAUUUAACACUUAAAUUUACAGCAAAAAAAGCUGCUCUCAAGUUCUGUGCUUGCUUAGACUGUGCCAUCGUUUCCACUUCUUAAUGACUGACAGAUAAUCCUUAAAACAUUUUAAUUAGAGGCAAAUAAAACCUUGGGGACCCAGCUUUCUUUUUUUUUUUUCUCGAUUCGGAUCUACCUCAUGUAAGCAGUUGGGUGCUAUUUACUCUAAUUGUCGAUGAGAUUGGCAAAAGCGACCAAACAGUGUGUGAGGACCGACCUCUCCGGAGGCGGCGCCCUGCCAGCCACAACCUCUGGGCUUAUUGUUCAGAGACAACAAUAUUGUAUUUGAGUUUUAUUCUUUGUGCCUUUAUGUUUCUUCCCACUGCGUAACAAUCAAAAAUCAGAUUCGUAAUUAAAAACAGUGAAUGGAUUUUAAUGGCAAAGUGAAAAAAUAAAAAGCCACAAAACAGAGUUUUAGCAAAGUUAAAGUAUUUUUCAGUGUCAUAAAAUGUACAGUGCCAGAGUAGAACUAGGCAAAGAGAAAUACCCACUGAAGAAAUGUUUGGAAUACAUAAUCCCAGCCCUAGAAAGGGACAUCUCUGUGUGUGUCGAUCUGCGGAUGCACACGUGCAGUACACAGUUCUCUGUGCGUGUGUCCCUCUAUAAAAUGGAUACAUGUGUGAGGGUAAGGGAUUAAAACAUCAUUGAAUUUUCCACUGUUUUAUAUGUAACAGUUUACAACUACGUGUAAGUUUUUCUACUCUAUGAACCUUUUUUACUUCUAAAAAAUAAUUCCUUUUUGGACAGUUUUAAGUUGUGAAAUGCUAUCAUUUUUUUGAAGUUAAAACCAACCAAAAUUGACUUUUUACCUAAUACAGAGGGGGAACCUUUUCUGUAAAAUUGUAGUUAGUUUCAAUACGAAAGAAAAAUCUCUAUGUGGAAUUGUAAAAGUGCUGACAUUCCAUCGUGGCGGGACUUCAAAGCUGUUUCCUAAGGCUUUCUGCUGCAGAGAGACUCGAACAAAACGAAAAUGCCUCUGUUAAAUGUUUUUAUAAAACCGCUCCAUCAGGUCGAUACUUAAGCUAUAUUUUCUAAAGCCUAAUCAUCCUUUAAUGCUGCAUAUGAAUUAUCAGCAUGGUUGCACUUUCUCAGUAAUAAUGUAUGCCCUGCAAUUGGCUUGUGGUAAGGACUUUAGUUUUGUAACAAAACCAUUAGUACUUUGGGCAGAAGGUAAUAUUUAUAUAGGUACCUCAAGAAAAAUAAAAGAGCCUGAAUAUGCUGCAUUUUGUUCCUUUACCAUUUUUCAUGUAGCAUUUGUUUGCUGUUAGUUUGUUUUAGUCUAUUACUCGCGACCUGUUUUGCUUUGGGGGACCCCAGUAGCAUUCUAGACUGUCUCUUUCUGUCGCUCUCAUAGAAUGUAGUAUCCUUCCUUGGGUUCAUGCAGUAGAUCAGGAUGGGAUUUGCCCUGAAUUGUGGACGUGAGGGGAACCACAAGGAAACACGCUUUAUGGAGACUUCAGGAAAAGGAUACUAUAUUCCUAAAACAGAUAAUGCACGUUCCUAAUUCUUAAUUUCUGUUGGGUUUUUUUUUGCUCAUAACGCUUUCUCGACUCUUUCCUCAAAUGCAAGCGUGGAGAGGGGCAGCUUUUAUUAACAGAGGGAAAUCAAACUGACCAAACUUGCCCUGUUGGGCAAUGGUGUUGGGGGUGAUGGAGAGGCGGCAGGACAAGGGCUCGUCCACACUGUGUGCUGAAUUGCCCGGAUGCUGGCUUCGGUAAGAGUUGUGCCCCAUGUCGGAGCAGGCCCCCGCCUGCUCUCUGGCUGCGUGCUAAGGCGGGUGUGUCAUCUACUUCUUCGUUUCCGAGUCAGUACACAAUCUAACCAUGUGCAGAGAUGGGGAAUUUCUUUGUUGAGAACUGUUGAAGGAAGCUUCAAAGGCUGUGAAAUUGAGCAUUUAUUGUCAUGUUUUUAAGCUUAAGUGGGUCCUUUUCCAAGUUUGUUUUACAGCUUGCAAGGUAAAAUAGUUUGCACUACUUUUGCAAUAAACUCAUGAAAAACCUAACAGUUUCUGUUUUGGUUUCUUACUGUAUAUAAACAACUAAUACUAAAGAUUUAGCAUAGUGUUUUUCACCUCAAAACAUAAGACUUGUAACAAGCUCAGAAUGCUGUAAUUCCUGACAAAAUAAUGAUGUGAAUGAUAUUUUAUAAAGUUAUUUUGUAUGGUGUCAAUUUUGUUUUGCCUCAUAGUAUGUCAAUAAAAUAAAAUUCCUCAUCUUUACAAGUUUCCGUGUGAUGUCUUUUCAUUCUACCUGGCCACUUUCCCACAAUUCCUGGUGCACCGUGAGGCUGUUUUUCCCAUGAGCACACAGUGCCAUUUAUUGGCUGAAUAUUUUGGCCGAAUAUUUUGGCCGAAAUUUUCCAUAGUGAGUGGAGAAGAGUAGUAGGAGGACAUCUCGGGAGUGUGGAGCCACUUGAUGGAGAAAUCCCAGGACAUGGGAAGUCCAUGUGCAUGCAAAUAGCCAUUAUUCUGCAGGGUUAGUGCUGUGUUCUUGCCAACAGAGCUCAGAAUCAAAUCUAAAAUGAUCAUAGAACGGUCUGGGUUGGAAGGGACCUUUGAAGAUCUCCUGGGAGCCUUGUCUUACCAGGCUGAACAAGCCCUGCUCUCUCAGCCCGUUCUUGUACGGGAGGUGCUCCAACCCUCUCAUUAUCUUCAUAGCCCUCCCCUGGACUCACUCUAACUGAUCCCUGUCCUUCCUGUGCGGAAGACUCCAGACCUGAAUGCAGGGCUCCAGAUAAGUUCUCGUGAGAGCAGAGUAAAGGGGCAGAAUCACCUCCCUGGCCCUUGCUAGCUCAUGUUG